GGUGGGUGAGUGUACCGCCAAGGAGGUUGCCGGUUAGCCCACUGCAGGACCCGCCAUAGACUGUAAACAUCCAGCCAUAUUAUUGUCUGGACUUGGCUCUCGGCGAAGUAACGGCCGCUGACGCCUGCCCAGAGACUCUCUGCGGGCUAGUCAGCGGAAAUUUCCCCUUAUUCAACCCCUGUUCCAGGGCAGCGAAAGAAAUCUGUGACCAGAAGCAAAAUACUGCAGAUGCUGGAAAUCUGAAAUAAUAAGAAAGAAAAUGCUGGGUUCUGAUGAUCUGAAACAUUGUGUUUGGCAUUUGUGGCUAGUGAACAGGAUAGGCAACAAUGAGGCUUUUCAACCCUGUACAAAUUUAAGUGAGAUACAAAGCAGGAAAUAUAAAUUAAAUUUAAAUGGUCUGGAAAGUGAAAUGACGUUUGGGAAAUGCAGAGAUAAAAAAUUAUUUUGGGAAAUGCAGAUGGGAUUAAGGAUUGUGGAAUCUGAGCCUUUGUUUGAAAUUAUUAGUUCUACACCAAGAACAGAAAGAAAAUGAGUUCUGUCGAAGGGUCAUGAGGACUCGAAACGUCAACUCUUUUCUUCUCUGCCGAUGCUGCCAGACCUGCUGAGUUUUUCCAGCUAUGAGAAGCCGCCACCAGGGAUGAUAAAGGAAGAUGAUUACAAGCCUGAAGAUUGUAUUCCAGACCUACCAGGCAAUGAAGGAGCAAGAGAUUUCCUGGCACAUGCUCCUACUAAAGGACUUUGGAUGCCAUUGGGGAAAGAAGUGAAAGUCAUGCAGUGCUGGAGAUGCAAAAAUUUUGGACACAGAACUGGGGAUAGGGAAUGUCCCUAUUUCAUCAGUGGAAAUCAGAAAUUGGAACAGUUCAGAGUAGCACAUGAAGAUCCCAUGUAUGACUUGAUCAGAGAAAACAAACGGUUUGAAAAGGAAACAAGGAUACAACAGCUGAAACAGAUGUUAGAGGACACUACGUCAGACAGUAAGAGUUCCAGCUCCUCAGAUUCUGGAACUCGACACCGAAAGAAGAGAAAGAGGAAAGAGAAGAAGAGAAAGGAGAAGAAGAAGGCGAAAAAGAAGAAACACAAGGCUAGAAAAUCAAGUGACAGCUCAGAAUAAGAGAAAAGACUUGAAUGUCAUGUUUUUUUUUAUAUAAAGAAAUGUUAUAUCCAUUGAGUUUAUUUUGAACAGCUGUGUAAGUUGUGGGGAAAAGCCGUAAAAACAAUAAAACUGGUUCCUGAACUUGAUUAAUAUUAACAUGCUUCCCUUUACAAUAUGGUAUACAGACAUUUAAUUCACAUUUCCAGCUAUUGAACACCUGGCUAAUUUGCCAGAUCAAGGCAAAAGCAAAAAACUGCGGAUGCUAGAAAUCCAAAACAAAAACAAAAAUACCUGGAAAAACUCAGCAUGUCUGACAGCAUCUGCGGAGAGGAAUACAGUUAAUGUUUCGAGUCCGU
This is a messenger RNA of Carcharodon carcharias (great white shark), 1449 nucleotides long. RefSeq names its product RP9 pre-mRNA splicing factor (gene rp9). The transcript is spliced from 6 exons. The record is from RefSeq and is a predicted model, not a curated record. Gene Ontology annotation, biological process: RNA splicing. Lineage: Eukaryota; Metazoa; Chordata; Chondrichthyes; Lamniformes; Lamnidae. The coding region runs from base 587 to 1111 and encodes 174 amino acids.